AACACAUGGAAGCUAUGAAAAAAAAAUAUUACGUUUUCGUGGGCGAAGUGUGAGGUGAGGUGGUGGUUUACUGGACGGGAGGAUACAUCUAUGGCAUAUGAGCCAAGUCACAUUGCAUGACCAGAGGAGCAUCAUUUCCUCUUUUCUUUUUUUCCUUCUCUCUUUUUCUCUUCGUUCCAUUUUCGUCGUACCUGGAAGCUUGCGCAGCCACUACUUAUUUCUUCCAUUAUUCGAUUUUUUAUUUGUUACUUUCGCGUGGACGUUUAUCAUCAAAUACCCCGAGUUCUACUUCUGUCUGCUCUCUUAUCUGUCUUCAUCACGGUAGCAGCACUUGCAGCCGAAAAUACCAAGAUCAUUCAAAUACUGGCUUGAGAGCGCUGUGAACCCAGUGACCCGUGAUCUGGCUUGCCUACGACAGAUGAUUGCCACGUGCGUGAGGACGGCUCCAUUACCGCUCCAGACGGGGGCUGUGUGUCGAGAGGAUUUUAUGGUUCAGGGCAUCUUUCUAACGAUAGAGAGUAAGUGGUGCGUCGUCUAGACAGCGGAGACCAGUCCCGGUAAAUCAAGAUCCCAAUCUUUGCCUUCCCUGCCGCGGAUCAAACUCGGCCACAAGCCGGACAUCCCGGGGAGAGAAGACCACGCACGGCUGGGGG
This is a messenger RNA of Phialemonium atrogriseum, 653 nucleotides long. RefSeq lists its product as uncharacterized. Bases 117 to 383 code for a protein of 88 amino acids. NCBI's taxonomy places the organism in Eukaryota, Fungi, Ascomycota, Sordariomycetes, Cephalothecales, Cephalothecaceae. The record is from RefSeq and is a predicted model, not a curated record. The transcript has a single exon.